AUGGGAAAACUCAGCAGGCUUGAACUGUACAACUUCAAGUCCUACAAGGACCAUCAUACCCUCCUAUUUGGUGAUGCGUACUUCACAUCCAUCAUCGGCCCCAAUGGCUCCGGCAAAUCAAACGCCAUGGACGCCAUCUCGUUCGUCCUCGGAAUCAAGUCGUCCCAUCUUCGAUCCGCCAAUUUGAAAGAACUGGUGUACCGCGGUCGCGUUCUGAGAAAAUCCGUUCCGAAUGGCGAACCUGAAGCAAACGGAGACGGAGGUCAUGAUGAGGAAGAACAAAGAGAAGGAGAGGAGGAAUCGCAAGCGAACGGCACACAAGAGCGCGACGACCCCAAGUCUGCCUGGGUCAUGGCUGUUUACGAAGAUGACGCUGGCUUGGAACAGAAAUACAAGCGCACAAUCACCAAUCAAGGCGUCUCCGAGUAUCGCAUCAAUGAGCGCAUUGUUACCGCUCAACAAUAUAAUGAGUCGCUGGAGGACGAGAACAUCCUGAUCAAAGCGCGCAACUUCCUUGUCUUUCAGGGAGAUGUCGAAGCUAUUGCGACACAGAAACCACAGGAUUUGACACGCUUGAUCGAACAGGUUUCGGGCAGCAUCGAGUACAAAGCUGACUACGACCGAUUAAAAGCAGAACUAGAGGAGGCGACGGAGCAACAGACUUUUCAACUCAAUCGACGUCGAGGUAUCAACGCAGAGGUCCGGCAGUACCAGGAGCAGAAACGGGAGGCGGACCAUUUUCAGAAGAAGGCUGCAGAGCGAGAUGAAGCAAUUGUGACUCAUGUCUUGUGGAAAAUGUAUCACCUGCAACUCCAGAUGCAGGAGUCCAGCGCCCAGAUCCAGAAACAUCAAGAGGAGUUGAAAGAAUACCGUCGCGGUGUGGAAAAAUAUGAAAAGGCUCUAGACCUUGCAAAGAAAGAACAUGCUCGGGCUUCACGAGGUGUUGGCAAGAUAGAGAAAUUGAUCAAGAGUAAAGAAAAGGAGAUUGAGGACAAAACGGCAUCUCUCGUCCCAAUUGAUGAACAAAUCUCAGUCUCCACCCAGCAGCUCACAAAAUACGCAAACAGAGCGAACACAAUCGUCAAGGAGCGGACAACGCAGGCCGCUGCAGUAUCGCAACUCGAAAAAGACCUGAAGACUGUGGAGAAGGCACAGGCUCUGUGGCAGAAAGAAUGGGAACAGAAUGCCAGUCGGUUAGGCGGUCAAUUGAGUGAUGCUGAUCUUCAGGUGUACACUCGACUUCGCGAAGAAGUCAACAAGCGUGCAUCGGCCGACCAAAGUCGCAUCGAGAGGCUCAAGAACGAUCGAGCUCCGAUUGAAGCCACCUACAACAAUCUGAAGAACAGUGUUGAAAGUACCGAACACAAAUUGGGGUCACUCGAGAAUGAAUCCAGUGCCCUCCGCCAACGGCGGGACGCACUCAAGGAAACGGUGCAAGAGGCACAGGUGGAGAUAGACGCAAAGAGGAAAGAGCUCAAUGCUGUCGUGUCUAAACGACUGCAGGCAGCUCGAACCCGCACUGAGCUCGAUGAGAAGCUCGCGGAAGUGGCUCGAAAACUUCUGGAAGCUGAUGAUGGCCGCCGGACGAACGAGAGGGAAGGGAGAAUGCGGGAGACUAUCACCAUGCUCAAACGCACAUACCCCGGUGUCAAAGGUCGUGUUCAUGAACUAUGCAAGCCCAAGCAGAAGAAGUUUGCGGAGGCUGUCAGUACAGUGCUAGGGCGCCACUUCGACUCUGUCGUUGUCGACACCGAAGCAACCGCCAAGCAAUGUAUCGAGUAUCUACGAGAUCAUCGCUCGGGCCAAGCGACCUUCAUUCCGCUAGACACAAUACAAGUCAAGGCGCUCAACUCGAAUUUGAAAGGCAUGCAUAAGGGCAUGCGUCCAGCCAUCGACACGGUGGAUUAUGACCAGUCUGUCGCGCGAGCAAUCUCAUAUGCCUGCGGUAAUUCAAUCAUCUGUGAUGAUCUUAACAUAGCGAAGGACCUGUGCUACAAUCGCCAUGUGGAUGCAAAGGCUGUCACGUUAGAUGGCAAUGUUAUCCACAAGAGCGGUUUAAUGACUGGCGGCCGUGGCAGGGACCAACCCACUCGAAGAUGGGACGAAGCUGAAGUUGAUCGGCUCAACAAGCUGAAAGACAAGUUGAUGGAGGAUUUUGCCGCUCUGCCACAAGAAAGCUCUCGUCGAGCAGAGGAACAGACCCUCCAAAAUGAGCUGGCCGGUCUUGAAAGCAAACUACGAUAUGCUAAAGAAGAACUCGAAGCGCUCAACAAGAAUCUCCAGAGCAAGAUGCGCGAAGUUGAUCACGCUAAGCGUCAAUUGGCCGAGGAGCGUCCGAAGAUGCGCCAGGAAGAGAACAAGCUGGAAAAGAUAGACGAAGAUAUCUCGGACUACCAAGAAUCCGUAAACAAUGUGGAAAACGAAAUCUUUGCAGAUUUCUGCCAGAAGCACGGCUUUGACGACAUUCGAGACUAUGAAGCUAGACAAGGAUCACUCCAGCAAGAAGCUGCCCAGAAGAGGCUCGAAUUCGUCACACAAAAGGCCAGAAUUGAAGGUCAACUCAGUUUUGAAAAAACACGGCUUCAGCAAACCGACGACCGUCUCCUCGCUCUUCGAGACAAGGAACAACGCGACAAAGAGACGAUCGACGAGCUGAAUGAACGGCGACAAGGCAUCCAAGACGACCUCGAAACAUUGAAGAAUGAACUUGAUGAACUCCAUGCUCAACUGGACGAGCAGAGCGAGCUCCUAACCGCAGCAGCCGAAAAGCUGGCCAAGCAGAAGGCAGAGUUUCAGAUGCGCGCCAAAGAGAUGGAGAGUACCUUUCGAGCGAUUAAUGCCCUCGAAGCGGAGAUCCAGCGACAUUCCGCAACAAGAAACAGCAUCCUUCGCCGCUGCAAGAUUGAAAAUAUCGCUAUUCCACUAACUGAGCAAUCCGCGAGCUUGGACAGUGUGCCCGUCAACGACCUGCCAGUUGAAGAUGCCAAUGCGAUGGACGCUGAUGAAGACGAGCCAACGUCUUCCGCUCUAAACAACUUUGCCAGCAGCGACUACGGGAUCGAACCCGACUUCGAUGCACUAGAUGACGAGCUCAAAGAAGCAGACAACGAAGCCAUGGAAUCCAAAUUGCAGGAAGAUAUUGCCAAACUCAAUGCCGUGCUGGAUAGGAUGCAGCCUAAUGCGCACGCCGCUCAACGUCUGACCGCCGCAGAAGCCCGUGCACGCGACACAGAGCAGGAAUACAUAGAGUCACGUGACAAAUACACUGAUCUCAAGGCAAAAUUCGAGGACGCAAUGAAAAAGCGCAAUGAACUCUUCAACAAGGCUUUCAGCCACAUCUCAGAACAGAUCGAACCCAUUUACUCCAACCUGACCAAAUCGGACGAAUUUCCUGCUGGAGGCCGCGCUUACCUCACAGCAGAUGAGCAAGAGCCGUAUCUAGCAGGAGUGAAUUACCACACUAUGCCACCUACGAAGCGCUUUCGAGAUAUGGAGCAUUUGUCAGGAGGGGAAAAGACGAUGGCUGCGCUGGCGCUACUUUUUGCGAUUCAUAGUUUUCAGCCAAGCCCAUUUUUUGUCCUGGAUGAGGUGGACGCAGCCUUGGAUAAUGCCAAUGUGGGCAAGUUGGUAAAUUACGUGAAGAAUCAUGCGCGUCCGGGAAUGCAAUUCAUCGUGAUUAGUCUAAAGACUGGGUUCUUCCAGGGCAGCGAGGCACUGGUGGGGGUCUAUAGGGAUCAAGGAGCGAACAGUUCCAAAGUUCUAACGCUAGAUCUGAGGAAAUAUGUCUGA
This is a messenger RNA of Cladophialophora bantiana CBS 173.52, 3789 nucleotides long. RefSeq lists its product as uncharacterized. The record is from RefSeq and is a predicted model, not a curated record. The coding region runs from base 1 to 3789 and encodes 1262 amino acids. The transcript has 3 exons. Gene Ontology annotation, molecular function: protein binding; ATP binding; DNA binding. Gene Ontology annotation, biological process: sister chromatid cohesion. Gene Ontology annotation, cellular component: nucleus; cohesin complex; chromosome. Lineage: Eukaryota; Fungi; Ascomycota; Eurotiomycetes; Chaetothyriales; Herpotrichiellaceae.